AUUCAUGCACAUACCAUCCAGGUGUGCCAGUCUUUCAUGAUGCUCUCAAAGGUUGGUCAUGUUGUAAGAGAAGAACAACGGACUUUUCUGACUUUUUAAGCAUUGUGGGCUGUACAAAGGGUCUCCAUAACAGUGAGAAACCUCCUGAGCCUGUUAAACCAGAAGUCAAAACUACCUCUGAACGAAAGGAGCUAGCUGAAGUGAAACCCAAAUUUCAAGAACGCAUAAUUCAGGCACCAAAACCAUUGGAAACAAUUAAAAGGCCAAGCCCAGAUGAGCCAAUGACAAAUUUGCAGCUGAAAGUGUCAGCUUCCUUGAAGCAAGCACUAGAUAAACUGAAACUGUCAUCAGAAAAUGAAGAGAAAAAAGAGGAAGACAGUGAUGAAAUCAAGAUUGGGACGGCAUGUAAAAAUGCAGGCUGUUCAAAAACAUACGAAGGACCACAUAGCACAGAAGAAGUAUGUAUAUACCAUUCUGGUGUACCUAUAUUCCAUGAAGGGAUGAAGUAUUGGAGCUGUUGUAAAAGAAAAACAUCUGACUUCAAUACAUUUUUAGCUCAAGAAGGCUGCACAACAGGAACACACGUAUGGACUAAAAAGGACGCGGGUAAGAAAGUAGUUCCAUGCAGGCAUGAUUGGCACCAGACUGGAGGAGAAGUGACUAUUUCUGUAUAUGCUAAAAACUCUGUUCCUGAUCUAAGCUACGUAGAGGCAAAUAGCACAAUGUUAAAUAUCCAUAUUGUAUUUGAAGGAGAAAAGGAAUUCCAUCGCAGUGUGAAAUUAUGGGGAGUAAUUGAUGUAAAGAGGAGUUAUGUGAACAUGACGGCUACAAAGAUUGAGCUUACUAUGAGAAAAGCAGAGCCCCUAUUAUGGGCAAGUCUUGAACUACCAGUACCCAACACACAACAAAAAAAAGAGAAUUCAGAUCAAUAAUGAUUCCAAGAGACAAGUUAUUUCCCAUUAUGAAGUGGUGACUUGCUACUGUAAUCAAAUACUUAACUUUUGUAUAGAUUCGGGGUUUUUUUAUGCUAGAUGAUGUGUUCCUUUCUACAAAGAAAUUUGACGCACAGUAAAUGGGGGUGUAAACUUGAAGAGUAAUAGCUAUUGCUGCUCUUGCUCCCAUGAGUAUAUUUAUGCUAGUUGGCGUGUCUCCAUGGGGAUUUAGAGUAAAAGAGCUAUUGCCCUUUGCUUACAGCCUUACCUGCCACGCACUGACUGUCCAAAUAGAUGUGUUCUCAGUCCACUGUGUGUUAAUUGUUCAAGUGUUCGGUUUAGUCUGGGUCUACUGGGUAGCACAUGUUAAAUUUAGCAGUGUUCAUUAUGAAGCAUAUGGUAAUACAGAUACAGAAAUCUGAGUUUAUGAAGUGAUUAGCAUGCAGUUUUACAUCUAGAAUAAAAGGCACAGAAACAUAAAUAUGAAAGAACACUUGUAGACUUGCAUUGUUGUCUUCUGAAACUAAGGUUUGUUUCAAUACCUAUUGGCUUUGGAGGGAUAGAAUAAAUGGUAUUUUGGUAAG
Messenger RNA from Cariama cristata (Red-legged seriema), 1516 nucleotides. RefSeq names its product cysteine and histidine-rich domain (CHORD) containing 1 (gene CHORDC1). Gene Ontology annotation, molecular function: zinc ion binding. Lineage: Eukaryota; Metazoa; Chordata; Aves; Cariamiformes; Cariamidae. The transcript has 10 exons. Gene Ontology annotation, biological process: centrosome duplication. The annotation marks the transcript as partial. The record is from RefSeq and is a predicted model, not a curated record.